This is a messenger RNA of Staurois parvus, 250 nucleotides long. NCBI's taxonomy places the organism in Eukaryota, Metazoa, Chordata, Amphibia, Anura, Ranidae. The record is from the annotation of a GenBank genome assembly.
UUUGGUUUACUCACUGAUCUCUGUUUCAUAAAAGGACACCAAUAUACACAAAUCUUAGAUACAUACAUGCAGGGGCGGACUGACAACUCAUGGGGCCCCUGGGCAAUAGGGGAUCAUGGGGCCCCUGUGUCCUUGCCCAAACUCAAAAAAGUCUAUGAAAAAGGUACCAGGGGCAUCUCAUGGGGCCCCUACUGACCCCGGACCCUCGGGCAGUGCCCCGAGUUUCCAAAUGGUCAGUCCGCCCCUGCAU